This is a messenger RNA of Naegleria fowleri, 2403 nucleotides long. RefSeq lists its product as uncharacterized. NCBI's taxonomy places the organism in Eukaryota, Heterolobosea, Eutetramitea, Acrasida, Naegleriidae. The record is from RefSeq and is a predicted model, not a curated record. Gene Ontology annotation, molecular function: hydrolase activity. The transcript is spliced from 2 exons. The coding region runs from base 1 to 2403 and encodes 800 amino acids.
AUGAGUCCUCCAAGUCCUUCGUCGUUGAGGAUUGUGUUUUCAUCGGAUCUGCAUGGAAAUUUAUUUCAAUAUCAAAAACUUGUGGAUUAUGCCAAUCAUGAGGAUCAUCAUAUUAACUGUAUGAUCAUUGGAGGAGAUUUAUAUUUGAAAAACAAAAAACAUUCAAAUCUUGAUGAAUAUUCUCACCUUGAUUGCAAUAAGGGAAUUGAGAAACAUCGAGAUUAUUUUGCGAAUCAUUUGCUUCCGAUCUUAAAACAGUUUAAAAAAGGAAAUGUAUACAUUUGUUUUGGAAACGCAGAUUUGUAUUCGGAUGUUGCAUUUAUGAAAGAGAAAACUCAACACAUUCCGAAUAUUAAAGUAUUGUACAACGAAGUCAUUCAAUUAGAUGAAACAGAUUUGGAAUUAUUUGCAUAUUCAUCCAUUGUUUUCAUGAAAGGACACAAGAAAGAUUUCGAGAGAUUUGAUACAAGCAAUAUUAGUGACACAUUGGCACAAAAUUUGGACUGGUAUCACAUUCGAUUGAAAGGAUACACUACUUUCAAUGAGAGUGAAUUUCUUGAUGUCAUUCUCAAUGGAGAAUAUCCUGAAUGCUCAUGUGUUGAAGAGAAUCCUAGUGAAGAUUCUCAUUUCAAGGGAGUUCCCGGAUUUCAUCAUUUGAAAUUCGAUCCAAACGACCCAAAGCUUGUUAAGGCAUUUUCUAUUGAACGAGAAUUGGAACGGAUUGCAGAAAAAUACAAUUUUACAAAAGAAAAAUGUAGAAAACAACUGUGGGUUUGUCACAUGCCCCCUUAUGACACAUGUUGUGAUAAUGUGAAUGGGAUUCAUUGUGGGUCGAGGGCUUUAAGGAGGGCGAUUGAACAAUACCAGCCACUCAUGACCAUGCAUGGACACAUUCACUGCUCCGUUGACUCUUCUCAAGGUCAGUAUUGCUCAAAAAUUGGAGACACCUUCUGUUACACGAGUGGAAAUUAUCCAAAAAUAACAUCCUUACCACCACCUUUCACAGAUGAAUUGGAGAGAUUUGUAUGUGUUCAUGAGUUUGUAGAAAAGUUCAAAGGACAACAAAACUCUUUCCAAUCUGCUCAACCAAGUGGUAGUAGCCAAGAGUCUGUAUUAUCAUCUGACAAUUCGAUCAACAUGGCUCAGGAAUAUUAUCCUCUUUAUAUGCCCAAGUUUAACACAUUUUUCAAACACAAGAAUGAAAAUUUACAUAUUGAAAAAGGAGACGAAGGAUUUGAAUACUUUUCGGAUCAAGAUCAAGAUUUAUUGUUCAGAGUUCAUGGAUCGGAAGGGAAUGAAAGUGAUCAGGACUUGAACAUUAAACAAAAACAACAACUUGUUGCUGAAAGAAACGUUGCGAGAAGUAAGGCCAUGAUCUCUUCUUUUCAUUUACGGAUACAGGAAGAUGUCAAACCAUUCGUUCAGUCCUUAAUCAGCGCUGGUGGACCUCUAAAAAAGUUUCUGAAUGAAAAGACAUUUCACACUAGUGUGUAUGAAGCAACUUUUGGACACAUUCAAACAGAGGAAGAAGCAAUGGAUUUCUAUCGACAAUUAUGUGGAGAAGAUGAGCAGAUUACAGUGACGAUGGAUAUGGCACUCUAUGAGUUGAAAAGAGUCCUCGCACUGAAGGCUAAAAAACCUAACAAGCAUUCACGAAUGACAUCCAGACUUAAUAUUCCUUUUAAUGUGGAAUUCAAAAAAGCAUAUUUAAUGUUUUUAAAGAUGUUGGAUUAUGAAAUUGUUUCCACUGCUACGGGUAACAACUCUCGCAUUCAUGAACAACGAGAUCCAAGCGAAAUUCCCACGAGAGUAAGACAAACCAGUUAUCCCAAUGGUCUGAUAUUGUCACUACUCUCAACCUCACAUCAAUUUUUGGAACAUUCACUCUCUUGGGAGUGUAUUGGUCAUUUAGCAAAGUUUUAUUUUAUACCAUGGUUGGAUUAUGAAAAUACACAAACUCCUUACACUUCACGAAUUGACCCUCACAACUUGAUAUUUCCUUGGGUUUUAUUUAAUGCAAGAAUUCAACAAGAUCAUGCAACAUUUAUUCCGCGUGCCUUACUUGACAAAAUUAUUCAAAGUCACCUCCACAUGUAUAACUCGUGUGGAUAUGAUAAUAACAUACUCAAUCGCAUUCUUGGAAUUUCUGCCAUGAACGAAACCAGCACUAUGGAUCAGGUGUACACGAAUUUCAGUGCAUUGUUAACAAAAUCCUUUUCACAACGAGAAAUUCAAUUCUAUGAAAAGGAAAAACGAAAAUUACUUCCUGAAAAGCCCGAUACAGACGUGGAGGAUUUAAUGGAUUUACUCAACUCCUACAAAACGAAACUGGAAAAUCGAGCUCGGUUGUCCCAAUUUACUUCCCUCAUGAGAAACAUGAAUCUUGAGGGGAAUGAGAUGUGA